AUGCUGAUGAAUCCAUCUAGCGCAUCUCGCUCCAAAAAUUCCAUUCAGUCGCAUUCAACAAGACGCCACGACUCUUCUGACAGCUCACAUUUGUCUUUCAUGCGUCAUGGUGAUUCGGAAGAUUUUCAAGUAAUUGGUGAGUUGAAAGAACCGUCUGCGGCACUGAAGCCAAUUUUGGCUCCAAAUACUUCGGAAGUCCCUGGAAUAAACAUUCCCACAGUGUGGAGUUACAGUGCUCUGUUUCAUCAUCUUCCAGUACCGUAUUCAUCACUUGCGCCAAACCAUCCGCCCUUUUAA
Messenger RNA from Gongylonema pulchrum, 297 nucleotides. NCBI's taxonomy places the organism in Eukaryota, Metazoa, Nematoda, Chromadorea, Rhabditida, Gongylonematidae. The record is from the annotation of a GenBank genome assembly.